Leptosia nina is the source of this 2919-nucleotide messenger RNA. The record is from the annotation of a GenBank genome assembly. Lineage: Eukaryota; Metazoa; Arthropoda; Insecta; Lepidoptera; Pieridae.
AUGUCAGCUGCGAGUUUAUUGUCUACAUUAAAGGAGAAACCAACAGACAAGCAAAUUGAUGAAGUUGUCCAUUCAGGUCACGAUGAGAGCUCACCGUCGGGCGGCGGGGACCCGGCCGUGCUGGCGAUGGGCCCGGUGCGAAAGCCGAUCAAGUACACGCGAGAGGAACUUAUGCGCCUGCGCAACUCGCCACUCGUCAAGCAGGGCUUGGAGAACGCGUUCGCGGGGAAUGAAGCGCUGGCUCUAGUAUUGAAAAAGCGAUCUGAUUCACCACACGAAGAAGAUAAGGGUGCGAAGGGAGAUGCCCCCAACGAAAAUCAUAAGGGUAUCUAUGGUCGAGACCGUGAGCGUGAGCGUCGCUCAGCUGACCCCCGGGAGCGUGUGCGCAAGGAGAGCGAGACGGGCGGAGGGGGCAUCGUGCUGUCUCCCCAGCGGCGGUCCUUCACCUCUGGGUGUGGGGCACCAGGGGCUUCAACAGCUCAACCUCCGCCUCAGCUGGCCAGAACCCGUCCCGAAUCACCAUUAUCCGCGACCACGCCACAGACCAUUCAGAAAACCGAACAAGCUGGCCGUCGAAUUGGCUCUGGCCGGAUAAUGGUGCCGACGAGCGGUUGGGAGGAGACCGAAUAUAGACCCACAGCGGAGAUCUACCGGCCGCCGGGGGCCUUGAGGGAGCGGGAGCGAGAACGAGAGCGUGACCGUGACCGUGAUCGCGAACGUGAUCGCGACCGCGACCGUGAUCGUGAUCGUGACGAGCGACGGACGAAUGGAGAUAGGUUUGAGCGACGUUCGUUCGGCAGAGACGCCUUCUCUUCCGACAUGAAGCGAGAACGAGACGACCGAUUUAACAACGAGAAACAUAGAGACAGAGACGACAACCGUAGAUCCGGUGGCCGAUACUCCCAACGACGUUUCGAGAAGGAAGAUGAACCCGAAUGGUUCAGCGGAGGUCCCACAUCUCAGCUGGAGACCAUCGAGCUACACGGCUUCGAUGAGCCCAUCAAGAAACCUAAUAAUAGCAAGGAAAAGGACAACGAGAAAUGGAAUAACAAUAAUGGAUCUCACUCACCGGUGGAGAAGUGGCGGAACGAUACCUCGUCGCCGAUCCAAACAGAGACCGCUAAUACGACUAGUGAUAAGGAUUCAGGAGUGGAGUCGAAGCCAGAGGAGCCAACGUCUAGCAAUGAGCAACCGGAAUUCAACCUAGAUGAGUUUCUCAAGUUCGACUCUAUACCGGAUGUGCUUACUAACGGCACUGGUGACAGCGAGGAGAGUCGCUUCAGCCGCUGGUUCCGCAGAGAGAGUCCUACGGGUGAUGCCAAGCACUACGAACGGCUCAUGCACAACAUGGUGGAUGAUCUUGACAAUUCGACGCAAAUGGAAGCACCGACGAGCACCAUGAACAUGAGCGGCAUGCCCAUGGGCGGAAUGCCACUGAACAAUGGCGUCAGCGCGAUGAACAAUAUCCCAAUGCCAGGUUUCCCGAUGGACCAGCCCUUCAACCCGCCUUCGAAUCCGCCCUCGCUGCUGGAUCUGCUGAGGGCGAAUCCGUAUCCCGACGACAGACCUGAAUUAAAUUCAAACGUCGGCGGGAAGAUUCAUAGCUUGGAGGAGCUGGAAGCGCGUCUUAGACCGCAGCCAGCUGCGCACACGCCGGUCUCCUCUGACAGAGACCUCUCUGCAUUUAAGCGACUCUUGGCGCAAGUGUCCGGUGGUCACGCUGUGCCAGCGGACAGGGCCCGCACGCAAAAUCCACCCCAUCCACAACAUCCGCAGCAUCAACAGCAUCCGCAGGUACCGCAGCACAACGCCCAUCCGCAGCCGAUGAGCCUCUUACAGAUGUUAAACAAGAGCUUAGAGAAGCAACAACAGCAGCAGCAACAUCAGCAACAGGUGCAGCAACAGCAACAACCGCCGCACAUCCCACAGGAGCUCCUAUACAAGCUUAUUCAGGUUCAACAGCGGCAACAACAAGCACCUAACUCGGAGAUGUCUGGUCCCAUGGGUCUUUCCGUCGCUGACCGGGAACUGCUGCAACGGCCCGAAGCGCAAGCUAUUAUACACGGUCUCAAAGCUGGCGAGAUAACCGUCCAGCACCUGAUGCAGCAGCUAGGAAACCCUGGCCUUCAGAGUAGACACCGCGAUGUACUUCUCACCAUAAUGCGUCUACAUCAACAACAGCGACAGCAAAUGGUUGGUUCUCCACUCCCUGGUGUAAACCCCCACCUAGGGGUACCUCAUCAUCAGCCACUCAGAUUGUCACCAGUACCGCAGCAGGUGUCGGCCCGUAUUCCUUCCCCGCGCGAGAUGAUCCACCCACAGUCGUUGAUGCAAGGCGCGCUGCUCAAGAAACUCGAGGAGCGCCGCCGACUCGAGUUGCAGCAGCAACAGAUUAAGCAUCCUACUCCCAUCUCGUUCACCCCCACCUCGGUCUUACGUAAAAUGACAGCUGAGAAGGAAUCUGAAGCACCUAGUCCCAAGCAACAGUGGAGCCAGCCGCUGAAGUUGCCUCAGGGGAGGCCAAUUGUUAAGGGUAACCAGAGUGGCGGAGCACCAAUGGGCUACGCACCGUCCCCCAGUGAAUACCAGCAUUAUAUGAAUCAGCAGCAAAUGGGCGGCGUCCGUCAGUUUCCGCAGCAAGCGUCUAGACAACCCGUCAAUAAUACGUUCAACAUGAAUAUGAGUCGGGGCAUGUCCGGUGGGACCACGCUGCACCAACUGCUAGUGCAAUCACACCAAAGGUCGCUUAACGAAGUGAACAGCGGCGGCGGUGACAACCAGCUAGCCAAGUGGUUUUCGCCAGAGCUGCUCGCGCGCGCCUCCGAAGGCAAACUACCCUCGGUGCACGUGCCCAAUGCGCUCUCGCUGGAAGAUCUCGAGCGACACCAUCACUCGCCGGCCCCGCCCGUGCGAAACUGA